Messenger RNA from Pedinophyceae sp. YPF-701, 1716 nucleotides. NCBI's taxonomy places the organism in Eukaryota, Viridiplantae, Chlorophyta, Pedinophyceae. The record is from the annotation of a GenBank genome assembly.
AUGGGCUCCUCUCCGCUCAUCUCGGCGCCAGAGGCGCAGGCUAUCUCGGAUGCGGUUGCUGCCAAGAAAAAGGGCCACAAGGCCGCGAGCAAGGGCAAGGCAGCCACCGAGAUGGAUCGCCACAGCAGGUCGGGCAAGGGCUCCGGAAAGGCGAAGAAGGGGGGCGCGGGGGGGAAAUACACUUGGGAAGGGAGCCACCCUCUCUCCCCGGUUGACGCGGUGCAGGUGAUGGACCGUGACGACCCGAACUACGACUCCCAGGACGCCGACGCCGCGUCCACUGCGCAGCAGAUCACCGUCUCCGAGUUCAAGCAGCGCGUGUCCGAGAUCAUCCACGAGUAUUUCAACUCCGGCGACGUCGAAGACGUCGCGCUGUCCCUCGCGGAGACGGCGCUCCCGCGCCUCAUGCACCACUUCGUCAAGCGGCUCGUCUCGAUGUCCCUCGACAAGAAGGCGCGAGAGUGCGAGAUGGCCUCCGUGCUCCUCUCGAGCCUCUACGGGGAGGUCCUCGCGGUCAAGGACAUUCAGAAGGGCUUCCUGAACCUCGCGCGCAACCUCGGGGACCUCACGCUCGACAUCCCGAACGCCCCGCAGGGCCUCUCGCUCUUCGUGGCACGCGCCAUCGUCGACGACGUCCUCGCGCCGUCCUUCGUCGAACAGAUUCGCGCGCUUCAGACGGACGGCACGGAGGAGCUCGCGCGCGCGGUGGCGUCGCACCUCAAGGGCAAGCACAGCGCGGAGCGCCUGGCGCGGUGCUGGGGCGCGGGCGCGGGCACCAGCUACGAGGAGACGCAGGCCGCGAUUCGCAAAAUGCUCGAGGAAUACGCCAACUCCGCGGACCUCGACGAGGCGCAGCGCUGCCUGCGCGAGCUCCACGUGCCGUUUUUCCACCACCACGUCGUCAAGCUGGCGCUGACGCGCGCCGCCGAGGACGCGCGCCACGCCCCCGCCAUGCGCGCCCUGCUGGCCUGCUUCGCCGCCUCCGGCCUCAUCUCCGACGUCCAGCUCGCGAGCGGCGUCCGCCGCGUCGUCGACCGCGCGGGCGACCUCGAGCUCGACGUUCCGGGCGCGCGCGCGCGCCUCGCGGCCUUCCUCGCCGACGCCCGCCGCGACGGAUGGCUCGACUCCGACCUCGCGCAGCUCGAGACGACACCGUCGGACGCGAUGCAGGUGGACCGCGACCUCGAGGUGUACAAGCAGAAGGCGGAGGCGGCGGUGCGGGAGUACUUCGCGGCGCGCGACGUCGGGGAGGUGUCGCGGUGUCUGGCGGACAUGGGCCCUGACGCUCUGCGGCACCUGUUCGUGAAGCGCGCCGUGACGGUCAGCAUGGACCGCGGGCCGAAGGAGCGCGAGUGCGUGUCGACGCUGCUCUCGGAGCUCUUCCCGGACGACCUGUCCCGACCGCAGAUCUUCGAGGGGUUCCGGCUGCUGCUGGACGCGGCCGACGACCUCGCGCUCGACAUCCCCGACGCCCCGCGCAUGCUCGCGCUCUUCAUCGCGCGUGCGGUCUACGACGAGGUCCUGGCGCCGUCCUUCCUCCACGACGUCGUCGCGAAGCUGCCGGAGCGGUGCCGCGGCCUGGACGUGGUGCAGGACACCAUCGGCAUGCUCGCGCAGCCGCGCGCGGGCGAGCGGAUCGAGUCCUGCUGGGGCGUCGACGCCGCGGCAAUCAACGGCGUCGUCGCGCCGGGCGGCCCGGCUGCCGCGGUGGCGUGA